AUGUCAGACCCCAUCGAACUUCGGCCCAUAGGCAAAUCAGCUCCUCCUCCCCCUCCACCACCUCGACAUCCAGCUACCUCAUCACUCGGCGAUGCUCUGCCCGGCUCGCUGGGCAGGGCCUAUCGUUCUGCCGAGGAGAAAGCCAAGGCAGCUGUACAUCUUCAGGAAGGUGGGAUGGAUGCGAUAAGCAUUUGGGGAUUGGGUUUGGCAAGUUGGUUCUCAAUCCUCGCCAUUCCCUUGUUACUAUUCCCCCGUAUCCUCCUAUUCUUCUCUCAAACCCCUCCUCCUCCCACCUCAGCAUUCUCAACAUCAAACAGAGAAGAUCAUUACGAUUCCUUAUCAAGCCUCGAAUCGACAUUAUGUCUAUCAAUCUCGUUGGGUUUAUUCGCCAUAUCACUCAUAUCGAUAUUCGCCCUAGUGCCCACAUAUGACCCACCUUCUAUCAACCCCACCCGUAAACCCAUAUUGGGUAUAUUAGUGGGAUUGACAACUCUAGCAGGGUUUCUGCUAUGGAAUAUGAGUGGGUUGGUAUUGGGAGGUGGGAAUUUAAUAGUGGCCAUAUGGGGUUGGUGGGUCAUCGUUUUUGGGAAUAGUAAGAAUAAAUUGAGUAAAGUCGGGAAUGGUGAGAAGAAAAAUAAGAAGGAUGGGAAAGUACAUGAGAGAUUCAAGAGGCUUUAG
Messenger RNA from Kwoniella botswanensis, 678 nucleotides. RefSeq lists its product as uncharacterized. NCBI's taxonomy places the organism in Eukaryota, Fungi, Basidiomycota, Tremellomycetes, Tremellales, Cryptococcaceae. The coding region runs from base 1 to 678 and encodes 225 amino acids. The record is from RefSeq and is a predicted model, not a curated record. The transcript is spliced from 2 exons.